GCGAUAUCGUAGAACAGAGGUAGUUGCAAACUGCUCUUCUUAAACAUGAAAACCACAAUCGCAUCUGUCUGUGUUUUGAUAAUUUUGACUUUCUCUUACUGUGCGGAACUACCACCUAGUUUCAAAAAAUGCAACAUAAAGCAGUCGGAUUUUAAAAAGUGCUUGAGCGACGCCGUCCAGAACGCCAUCCAGCAAUUGAAAGACCCAAUUCCUGAACUGGGUCUACACAGCAUAGAUCCAUUUUGGAUGGAAACUCUAACGAUGGAAGUAGGGAAUGCUUCUGAGGGUUUACAUCAAAUUUGGAGCAAUGUAACAGUUUAUGGCUUGAGCAAACCCGUUGCUACAGAUGCCAGCUGGACUUGUGGCUCUGUCAUCACCUUAGAUCUCGAAGUGAGCUACGACCGUACGCUAGUUUUCGCCUCCAACUAUGAAGCCCACGGCGCAGUUCUUCUCCUCCCGGUUGACGUGUUGUCAUCAUUUCGUUGCGAAUUUGUGAAAGGGGGGAAGAUUAAAGUAACAUACAAAAUCCAAAAACCUAAAAAAGGGAACGGAUAUUUUAAACUGAUUAGUACUAAGGUUGUACUUGAACCCAAGAGGGCGAAAUAUAUUUUCACUAAGGUCUUUGAAAAUCAAAAUCUAACGGAUGCGUUAAACUCGGAAAUGUAUAAAAAUUGGGAGGGAGCCUGGGAGUUUAUUCAUGGGUUUUUGAAUGUUUAUGACCCAUUUUUUGAUGCAUUGCUUAGAAGCAUUUUGGAAAAAGUUCCAGCUGAUCAAAUUAUCGAUGGGCUGGAUUAAACCGUGUAUUGCUCCGAACUACAGUGUUUUAAUAGGUAUAUGUUAAAAAUAAACGAAUUGUGGAAUAAUUUACAAAUUAAAAAAUAAAAAGAAAAAAAAUAUAUAGAUUAGAAAAAAUGUGCUUCAUUUUUAAAUAUAUUUUUCCUUUAAAAUAAAAAUACAAGCGUGUUUUUCUACAUCAACUUUUUUUAAUGAUACUUUAUAUAUUUUAGAAUUUUUGUAGAACUUACCUGAUUUACUUAUUUACAAUGAAAGCACAAGUUCUUGAUUUUAUUUAUUUUUAUUUCAAAUAAUAAUCGUGUUUUCUUUAAUUUUAACCAAGAAAGACUUUCCUCCGGUGAUAUGCCGGAGGUCUUCUCUGUUAUUACUUUUGCAUUUGUGUCUCCGAUAAAUAUUUUUAUGUCAUAUUUUGGAAUUUGUCUUAUUAUAUCUGCAAUCGUUUCAUAAAAUUCAUUUUUUAUUCUAUAUUUUACUCGGAUUCUUAUUAACGCAUUCUGUCAGAUAUUGAUUUGAAGUCAUCACGGUCUUCUUCAUCCUUUCAUUCACUAUGAAUCCAGUCCCAAAGUACCUUUUGUUUCCUCUACUUUUAAAGAAUACGUUUUUUCUUAUCUCCAUAACUUCAUUUCCUUGCUGCUUUGUUUCUUGUAGAGCCGACAUUUUUCCUCUGUGUCUAUCAGGUUUCUCAGAGCUCCUUCUUCGUAAGUACCUCUUACGUUCCAUGUCCCCAAUUUAAUUACUGUUCUAUCAACUUUAUUCCCAUUUCCUGCUGCUUUUUUUGUUGUUUUUCCAUUUCGUGUUCUUUUAUCUCUCCAUAUCGUCUUCGUUCUUUCCGAGUUUUUUUCUGUCUUGUCUAGUUUUUUAAUUCUUUCUUUUUGUCUAUAUCAAUCCCAUUUUUUUUCUUAUUUUAUCUCAAUGUUUCUCCCUAUAUGAUCUUUUGAUAUUCUACCUUGAUUCUCUUCCCUUUCUUUCUUUCUAGUUGUGCUAUUCUUCCCUUUGUAUUAUUCUUUCUUCCUUUGUCAUGUCAUCAUUUGUGUAAAUUGGUUCGUCAUUUCUGUUUUUUAAUUUACUUUUGUUUUCCUUUAUUUUCAUUUUAUCUUGGAUGUUGUUCAAUUCAACUGCAGCAAUUUCCUCCCUCAACUUCCUUACUGUGUUUACUUCUACCUUUACUCCUAAUUCUUUGUCCAUAAAAUUUUUCAUUGCCUUAAUUAAAAUUCUCUGUUUGUUUUCAUUUAUUUUAAUACCUUGUACUAGCUUUUCUACUCUCUCCUUGGCAGCUGUUAUUUCCGUUUCUAGCCCAUCCAGUUCUCUUACUAUUUUCUCAUUAGAUUCAAUUGUCUUAUAUUAAUAUUAUUAUUAUUAUUAUAUCUAGACUCCGAUAUUCUCGCUCUGCGUUCUUGCUUAUCUAUAUCCUUAUCUCUUUCACUCAGUUCUUCUGUCAUACUCCCAUUUCUCUCAUUCUCUCUAUUUCUUCGGAUGCAUAUCGCUUUCCUCCAUAAUACUUGUCUCUUUCGUUCCAAACAUGUUUUCCCCCUUCCUUUCUUAUUUCUUUCCAACAUCCUUGCAAUAUUUUUCAAUCACAUCUCUCACUGAACUUCUCUUCAAAUCCAACCGCCCUUUUACCCGCUUCCACUCUCAUUUUCUCCCUUUUUGUUUCUUCUCUCACUCUAUACCCCGGCGUAUGCUUUUCCAAUCCCAAUGUCUAUUUCAAGUAUUUUUCUUGCACUCUCUCUAUUUCUUCAUAUUCCCUCCAUCUCCAAUCUUAGCUCCAUACAUAAAUACACUUUUGAUCAAACUAUCAAACAUCAUCAUUCUUCUCUUAUAAUCAUGUCCAACUUUUCUCUCUCCUGUUCCCCGUACUGUUCCAAUCACUUUGUUCGCUUUUCGGACCAUUUCUUGAAUAUGCGUUUUUGCUCUUUAAUGUAUAUCCUAAGUACUGGAAUUCUUUCACCUGUUCAAUCUACUUCCCUCUCCAUGCCCACUCUUCCUUCUCCUGUCUUAUCACCAUUUUUGAUUUUUCCACAUUCACUUCCAAUUCCUUUAAAAAAAAAAAAAACUUUUGAACUGACGUCAUCAAGUUUUUGAAGGGGAUAACCAAAUAUAUUUUGAAUAAAGAUAGCCUUAAAACAUCUGCAACAUUUCAAAACAUUCAGGUUAGCAGAUUCAAAAUUAAAUUUCAAAAUGUUGUUUUAUAAUUUUGAUACGUUUCGGGUAAAAACUCAAUUCGGAGUCGUAAACCAAAUGUGUAGGACUAUGUUAUUUUAUACAAUUUAAGACCCAUUUACUAUGUACAAUUUUGAAGUGACGUCAUCGCAUUAGUGGUGGGGAUGAUUAGACAAAUUUUGGUUAGCGUUUUACCAUGUACAUGAUAUUUCUAAUAUAUGUACAAAAUUUCACAACAAUCGGUCCAGUAGUUUCGGAGAUUAUCUGCCUAAUAAAAAUCCGGGAUGGCAGACAGAAGGACAGACGGACAGACAGACGCAGGGACGGAUGGGGUACAGUCUUCCGGCCCGGGAAAAUAACAAGUACGGCCCAGACUGAAAAGUAAUUUUUUUAUUUUUGUUGCGGAGGAAACCGAUAUUUGUCAGACAUAAUUAAUCAUGAGUAAUGUGAAAAAGAUAUUCACUCUUUACAAAAAAAAAUGCAUUUCACAAAAAAUAAAACCUAUAUUUCACAAAAAAUUAGCAAAAUCGAACUAACAACUAUGUAAUCUAAUAUAUUAAAGCUUUUUUUAACAAACUACUCUCUGCCGCAAGACUGUUAAUGACUUCUUCAUUAUCAACUGUGUUUAAAAUGGAUUUUUCCAUAUUCAUGAUGACGAAAGAUUCCAGUCGGUCAUCUGUUAAUCUAUUUCUUAAUCUAUUUUUAAUAUAUUUCAGAACUGAGAACGAUCUCUCACACUCCACUUGAGUUAUUGGAAGUGUUAGGAGAUACUGAUACGCUGUAGCAAGUGCACAAUAUGCCCCCUGGAACAUGUUAUAUUUCAAAAUAACAGUGUAGCAACAUAUUGCACAGUUUUUGCAACUCUUGCAAAUAUUUUUUUUUGAGUUUAACAUCCGUAAUUUCGGAAGAAUUAGGUAAAUUUACAGUAUCGAUACCAUCCUCAUCAUCGUAGUCGUCCUCAAUGAUAUGUAGAUCUAGAUCGUAAUUUGUCUUGUACGUAUCCUCCAAAGUUAAUUUUAGUUUCUCCCAAUUUGAGGCAAAACUUAACAGCUCCUCUUUUAACUGGGAAGAAGUUGCAGUCGAAUUAUAUUUUAUUAUUUUCGCGGACAAGUACUUCAUGCAGUUGUCUGGCAAACUUUUUUUGUUACAAAUUUCUUCAAAAUUAUUGGGAUCUAAUAUUGCCAUAUCCCUACAUAUAUCCAUAUUUUUUAAAAAUCGAUUAUUCAUGGCUUCAACCGCAAUGUCCAUCAACAUGUUAAAAGUAGAUAUCUUAAAUCUUUCUUCUGGAGAUUGUGGCUGCUCAUCAAUUGAUUUUUCUUCAUAAAAUUUUUUUACGUAUCUUCGACGUACGUUAGUGAAAUGUUCCUGUAUAUCUGCAUCUAUGUCUUUUGACUCUAACUCUAAUUUAGCCCAACGUAAAAAUGUGUUUGUAGCCUCCUGGAUAGAGAUAAAAUCUCUCUGUAUAGACCUCAGUUGUUCGAUAGUCGUCUCUAACAUGUGGUUACAUUUAAGAAGAUCUAAUCCUCUAGUUUGCAGAUAUCUUGACAGAGGACCAGUUAUACUAAAAAUCUUUAAAAAUAUUUGCGCAGUGAUUAUAUUUUCGUAUUUCAAUAAAUUAUCCUUAUGAUUUUUAGCUGUAACCCUGGUGUCAGGGUUAAUUUUAUCAUUUUUUUCAAUUUUUUCCAAAGUAUCAAUAACAACAACAUAUAAACUGUUUUCCGGUUUGUUAAAAUCUCCAAAUACUUUCUUAAGCGCCAGUUCCUUAGCCCACCAACGGGUUGCACCAAUACUUUGAAUCUUUCUUUGUUUUGAAUCAGUAGAAUUAUUAGACUCCCAAAUGUUCAUACGUUAAUAAGAUUCUUUAAAGAAAGAAGAUAUCGAGUUUAAUAAAGAAAAAAGUGAAGCAGCUUUUAAAUUUGCAUUCAAUAUAUAUCACACAGGACUAGAUUUAGGAUGUGACUGUAACACCAAAUGUGCACAUGGUCUGAAUUGAGGUUUUGCAUUUUUGCAGAAAAACCAUUAUAUUCACCCUGCAUAUUUGCCGCGCCGUCUGUCGAAUUUGCAAUACAGUUUUGAGGAUUUAAGCCAUUACUUUCCAAUACAUUUAAGACAAGAGCCUCAAAACCUUUUCCAGUUGUAUCGGUACAUCGAAUUAGCGAAAAUAAUCGUUCGAUAAUAUUUCCCAUGUAAACGUAUCUGGCAAAAAUACAAAAAUGUUAAUGUUUAAUGCUACAUAUAUAAAAAUUUCACUAUCUUACCUUAUAACAACCGAGCAUUGCUCCUUUGUGGAAAUAUCUUGCGUAGAAUCUAUUUCAACAGAAAACAUUUCGGCUUCUAAAAUCUCCACUGACAUUUUCUUUUUCAUAAUUUUAGUUAUAAUAGAGAUUAUUGAAUUUAUUGUAGUCUUUGAUAGGAAUGUUAAAAAAUUUCCAGUUCUUCGGGUGUUACCUUUUUCAUGAGCUCUUUUGCUGGCUUUGAUGAUUACAUCCAGAUGUUUUUUCAAAAUUAUGUCAUAUUUGGAUGUUAAUAAAACUAUUUCAAGAAAAUUUCCAUGGUCAAUAUUUUCAUUUUCUAAUGAAUAUGCGGCCUCAUUUAUAUUUCCUCUGUAAGAAAGGCCUGUCUUGCCUAUAAAUUUAAUGACGUUGAUAAUAGUACUUAAUAUUUGUCGAUUGUUGAUCACUUCCUGAUUGCGCUUGUGUAUAAUAACUUGUCUAUAGUUUUAUUCUUCAGGUGCAUAAAAUAUGCAUCACAAUUUUUCCCGUGUAGAAUAGUUCGUUCGUGUUCUUCAAUUCGCUGGUAAACAUGUUUCCAAUCCACCAUGCCGCAGUUAGAGUUAAAGCUAUUUGUUUCUUUGCUUUCAAAAGCUAAACAAACUGAACAAAAUAACGCUUUUUUCGAGAAACUGUAGGUCAACCAUACUCUAUUAGUUCCAUUUUCGCGUUUAAAAGUCUUACCAACUUUAAAAGGCAAUCCUAUUUGAUUUUUUGGGAUGACAGGAUGAUGAUUAAAAAACAUAUUCAGUUCCAUAACGUCCGGUCUUUUAAAAAAGUCGUAAUCAUCCGAAUAAUUCUCAGUUGGAGUGUUCUCUUUUGCCGCCACAUUUUCAUCUUUUUCACAACGCAAUUCACUAGGAAUAUAAUUGAUAAUUUUAGCAUGUUCUGUCUCAUUAGCUUCUUGAUGUUCUGCGGUUGUAUAAUCGCAGAUCUUAGAGGUCGAAGGAAAAUUGUAUUUUUGAUUUUCGGAAGCUGGUGUUUUUAGGAACAUGCUUGUUAACGUCCUACAAGUUUUUGCUUCGUCCAUCAGUCUUCGCUUUUUUCUCUCUCUUUCUUUUUCAGCGCCGCCCCUUGCUUUGGUUUUGUUGCUGCCUUUAUCCAAUGAACUAUAAUUAGGUCUAUUUUUGUCAGUCCGCUUGUUGUUGUGAUUUUGCAGUUGAAGAUCAAAGUUUGUAUAAGCACUUUUGAGCGGACUGUACCUAUAUUAUCUAUAAAUAAAAAUACUAAAUAGGCGGAAAAAUAAACUAGAGAAAGGAUUUACCUAAAUUGAUUAAUCACUAUAAGUAGUCACUAAUAUCAAAUCGACACGUAAAUUAUUGUUUAAACUGAAGUAAAGUAUGUUUUUGAUCUGAACUAGUAAACUACGAAUACUGCGAUCACUUUAAAAUAAAAUAUUUGUCAGUGGUAAUUAUUGCAAUGUAGUCAGCUCUAUUUUGAAUGGAACACUGCUGAAGAAACAAGGGAAGCAGAGAUCUGGGGAGUGUUGGUGGUGUGUUUAACACGUGCUAGGGUUUGAGCAAUUUAUGCGAUUUUAAAAGAGCUGACCGCUGUCGAAGAUAUGUUACUGUGCCUGUACCGACUUAUUUCCAAGAAAUAAGUCAUUCCGAUUUCCUUGUUCGCAGGCGUGUUUCAAAUCAGUUAAUUUGGAUUUAACCAAUUUGACCGGCCCAGACUUGCCCAAUUCGAUCGGCCCUUCGGGAUUUUUCCCGAAUUCCCGACCGGCCCAUCCGUCCCUGGACAGACGGAAAUGGGAGACCUAUUUCUUCGUCUUCUAGGGAUCAUGAAAAAUCGAGAGAGUCGGCCGACGGACUCGAUUACAAUAUUUCCUUUGCUUACGCUCGGUAAGUAAAAAUAUGAAUGCAAUGAUAAAUUACGAAUAUAUACUGAUGAUAUUUUGCACAUUUUAGAUAGGAUUUAUUCGGCAAAUUUUUGAGAUGACGUCAUGAAGUUUUUAGGCUUGAUAAACAGAUAUAUUUUGAUUAAAAACCUACCAUGUCAAACAGUAACUUCAAAACGUCUGCAAUAUUUAUAAAUUCAGUUUUGCAAUUCUUGAUUCAAUCAAUAAAAUAAAUUGACCCAGUGAUUAAUUGUUUUGGGACACCCCGUUUAAGCAAAACUAAAAAAAUAUUAAUGCAGUGAUAAAUCAUAAGUAACAACUCAUCAUAUUUUGCACAUUUCAGAUAGGAUUUAUUCAGCAAAAUUUUCAGGUGACGUCAUCAAUUUUUUAGGGGGAAUGAACAAAAACAUUUUAAUCAAAAAAUUACCAUGCUUAUGAUAACAUUAAAGCAUCUCCAAGAUUUCAGAGUAUUCGGUUUUGCAGUUCCUGAUUAAAUCAAUAAAACUAAUUCACCCAUUCAUUAAUUUUUCACCCUAUAUAAGCAAAUCUAAAAAAUAUGAAUGGAAUAAUAAAUCACGACUAUAGACUCAUCCUAUUUUGGACAUUUUAGAUAGGAUUCAUUUGGCAAAUUUUGGGCUGACGUCAUCAAUUUUUUGGAGGGGAUAAGUAAAUAUAUUUUGAAUAAAAAUUUAUUAUGCUUAUCAUAUGUUUAAAACAUCUGCAAGUUUUCAAAACAUUCGGUUUUGCAGAUUCAAAAUUAAAUUGUAGGUGAAACGAAGUUCACCGGGUCAGCUAGUAUAAAAUAUAAUCAAGAGCAGCACUCUUUGUACAAUCUGACUAACUGUAAGCUUCCUGUGUACAUGUUUUAUGGUAAAUGGGACAUAUUAAUCAAGGGAAAUGUAGUAUGAUUCUUUGGUUUUUCUGGUUAAAAAUAUUUGUUUCCAGGCUGUGAAAAGAGUUUUUGAGAAACUUGGAAGCAGCGAAAAAGAAUAUUUUCGGGUACCAAGUGGAACUAAUACCAAGAAGUUGAAGUUUGGCCACAACGAUUACUUUUUUUCUGAAGACAUCGAGGAGUUAUUUUACAAGGAUCUCUUUCGAGUACUGGAUAAAUUGCACUCCAAGAAAUAACUUUGCUUGAUGCAGAUAUAGGGAUGAAAAUAGAAAUAAAUAUUUAUUUUAUGCA
Molecule: messenger RNA, 8248 nt
Organism: Zophobas morio
Lineage: Eukaryota; Metazoa; Arthropoda; Insecta; Coleoptera; Tenebrionidae
Exons: 3
Coding region: 46-795 (249 amino acids)
Source: RefSeq, a predicted model, not a curated record